This is a messenger RNA of Cydia strobilella, 6647 nucleotides long. RefSeq lists its product as uncharacterized. The record is from RefSeq and is a predicted model, not a curated record. The transcript is spliced from 7 exons. The coding region runs from base 264 to 2540 and encodes 758 amino acids. Lineage: Eukaryota; Metazoa; Arthropoda; Insecta; Lepidoptera; Tortricidae.
GAUCAUUCAGUCAGUGCAAAACAACACUAUUUUGAAGGCGAGUGUUGAACUAAAUGUCAAUUUGGGUUUUUGUUAUUAUUCAGAAAUGUAUUACUUCUCAUGCUUCUAUAAUGUUACUUUAAUUGAUUGUCGUCAUAAAUGAGCAGUAGUUGUGUUUUGUGUAAAAUUAAUUACUACGCGUGUAAUCUCUACUCAACUUGCUUCUGGUAACCUUAAAGUUAAUAAAUGUUUACAAUGCCGACGAAUUUCGUGAUAUCGUAGCCAUGGAUUCUAUCGAAGACGGUGGUUGUGUGAGAAAAUCCUAUAAACUGAAUAGUGACGAUGAUAUAAGUAGGAAUUGUAAAGGAUCAUCAAAACAGCGAGGUUUGAACGAGAAUAGUGAAAAUGUGCGUCCUGCGUCGGAUUCCAUUUCCAAUGACACAAACUGCGUACCACCGAAUGAUAGCCAUUCAAGGCGCUCGAUCUGCUCGAGCAGCGGCGAGCCAGGGCCAUCGGGGAGACUCGUCGCCGACAGUGAGGAGUGUUGUAAUAAAAACAUAGCUAGCAGCCAGGCUGUAGGUGCCAGGGUGAACAACAGUUACCUUGAGGUUGCAGGCAGCAGCAAGGCUGAUACCAUUGCGCGAGAUAAUGGCAUCCCCAGCACCCAGGAGCUACAGACCUGCCAGAGACACAAGGUGUGCCAGGAAAAAGCUGGAAACACCUACAAUUUAAAUUUCCCUUCAACAAGUGCCACAAGCAGGGUUUGUGAUAAUUUCUUUGACUAUGCAGGACUGAGAGAAAAUAGGAAGAGGCCUUCAAGUUUGAAGUUAAACAGGCCUAACUUAGAUGCAGAUGACAGCUCAAGCGACACUGGUAAUGACGACUACUCUUUAGGCUCUGAAGAUGGCUGUAUCUAUACUUACAGAGGUGGGGAGCACUUGGCAGACCUGCCUAGCUCCUUCUUCAGUCUUGACAUGGGCCUUCCCCUGGACAGGCACCUCCCCAUACCCCCAUUGUACCAACAGCAACCUGCAGGAGCGAAUGCUAGAGAACAUGGUUCUAGAGCUUCAAGUCCCGACAUGGACUUUUUAGAAAUGGACUUUGACCCUGGACCCUCUUGUGAAGUGGACACCGGUGAUGAGUCCACACCAGAUGCUGAUUUAGAUGUGGCCGUGAACAUGCCUGAGGAGAAUGAGCCUGUGUUACGGGAACCUACACCAGAAUUUGUUCCAUUAAGAAACCCUGAGCCUAGUAGACCAGUUAGUUCAACAUCACAAUGUCCAGAACCUUCUAGCCACCAUAACAGCAUGCCAUCCACUAGCAGAGGCAUACCUACAGCACACAGUAGUGCAAGAGAAGAUUCUGGAAAUAACUACACCUUUGGCCCAUACAUUACCCAUGUUAAUUUUAAAGGAGAACAGCUGAAAGUUCGCAGGACAAUGGCACGGGGUCCCUGUAUUUUGCCGGUCAGCCUGCAUCUUACAAAUGGAGACUUGAUUACACCUAGAGAAGUAUUACAUCAUGACGAAAAAAUUGAAGAAGAGGAGCCGCCCCUAGCACAUCAGAUCAACCAAGGUGAAGGCUCGGGGAUCGACCCUGUGCAUGUCUCCACGGCUCUGUUCCACAUGACCAUGGCCAAGAAGCUGAUGCUGGACAAGAAUCGGUCGGAUGAAGAGACUGAAGGAGCUGUGGUGUCCGGGGAAGGCCCGUCAAGUUUAGGAGUGACAGAACCACCUACCAGCAUGGUAUGGUCCGAGCGCGAGGCGUGCGAGCGCCAAGUCACGCAGAUAGGCGUCAGCGCGUGCGGUGCCACUGCCGUUGUUAACGUUUUCAUUGCAUUAGGCGUUCCAGUUAACAUUGAAAAAAUUAAUACAUCUGUUGGAACGAGGCAAAGAGCCAACAACGCUCCAAUACCCAGGUACCUGCUAUCGCGUUCGGUGGCCGGCUGCACGGCGGCCGACCUCGUGAACGGGAUCCAGAAAGCUUCCGAAGGUCUGGUGGCGGCCAGGUUCUUCCCCAUGUAUCCGGAGCGAGCGGUGUCGCUGUCGCAUUGGCUGGCGGAUUGGAUAUCAAUAGGGGCCGUCCCAAUUUUAACAAUGAACCUGCAAGUAGGCUGCGAAGGUGAAAUCCCCGACGCGUGGCACCAUCAAAUGGUGUUUGGCGUCUCGCCCCGCGGCAUUUACCUCAGCAACCCCGUAGAGUGUACAAGAGAAUGCGCGCUGUGGCCGAAACUUACGUCGCCGUCGGUACUGCUGGUCAGGACGAGGGACGUGCUGUCAAGAUUCACCCCGGAUACCGAUCUCACCCCGCUCAUGGCUGUGCCAGAUAGAAGGUUCAACACGUUUAACGUAUUAGGUCAAGUAGUAAACGUGAUACGCGAAUGGCGCUUGGCCGACUGGUGCGCGCACGGGACUCGAACGCGUUACAUCCGGCUGCCGGCCGCCUACCAGGCCGGCGUCACCGUGGCCGCGCUCACCGGCUCGCACGCGCACAGGAGGCUCGCCACGGCGGCUCAACUGCCCAUACUGGCCCCGCAUGUUGAGAAGUUCGGCGUCGGCUAGUUGGGAGGGAAACUUGUGAAUAAAACCUGUAUUACAACUAUGAAGGGCGCUAUUGGUAAAAAGAGUGAUAAUUAUAAAGAGAUGUAUGUACUUUAUGAACACGUUACCUAUCGUCGCCGUCACUGUUGCCGCUCUUACCGACUCCGCGGCACACUAGUGACUCACCACGGCGGCUCAACUGCCCAUACUGGCCCCGCAUGUUGAGAAGUUCGGUGUCGGGUAGUUGGGAGGUAAUAAUGUUGCAUUGUUGGAAUUUGUGCGAGCAGAAUCUUGUGAAUAAAACUUGUAUUACGACUAUGAAGGGCGCUAUUGGUAAAAAGAGUGAUAAUUAUAAAGGUACUAGCUUUUGCCCGCGACUUCAUCUGCGUGGAGUUAGUAAUUUGGGUAGCUUAUUUUUUAUCUAAUCUGCUUUUUAUCGUUUCCCCAUACAAACUUCCACCCCCCUUUUAACCCCCUUAAAGGAUGACUUAUGUCCUUCCCCAGGGAUCAAACUAUCUCUAUACCAAAUUUCAACUAUAUCGGUUCAGCGGUUUAAGCGUGAAGAGGAGACAGACAGACAGAUAGACAGACACACUUUCAAUCAAUCAAUCAAUCUAUUUUAUUUCAAAUCUCUACCGGCGCACUGAGAAACGGGUCGAGAUUUUGUUUGAGUGCGCGUGCGGCGACGCAUAGAUACUAUGGCGCACACAUACAAGUCGCGCGCGGUGCGUUGUAUGAAGAUAACAUACUUUGCCCUAUUUAUACUAUGCUUUUAUCAAUUCAAAAACUGUUGCGAUUUUUGCUCUAACUGUCAGUAGAUUGCGAUGUUGUACGUAGACAUUGCCUUUAGAAAGGGUGUCAUUGUGAAAUUUGUAAAUACUUUUAGAAGGCGGAGUCAACCUAAAAACCCACCUUGAAUUCCAUUGCGUGUCAAAAAGUCAUAGCUUCACUGACUGGUCUAAAGAUGGGUAAAAGAGACCUUGAAAAGUUAUUUACAAUGCAUGUGCUUGAAAAGUGCGUUUCCUACGGAGCCAUAUCAUGCGGAAAGUACUACUUUUCCGCACUAGUGCUUUUUGUUUUCAAUUUUUUUUACAGUACAUAUGGUGCUACUUUCUCGCACUAGUGCGAAAAAGAGCACUUUUCGUGCAUAUGUCGAAAGUUUAAAGGGCCAUAUGUACUGUAAAACGUUGUACGAUACACGUGCGAAUAGGUAAUUUGCAACUCGUGUCGAUUUAAAACACUCCUUUUAAUAAUUAAACUUAUUUGCCAUGAUAUGUUUUUUAUUUACUCGCACAAUGCAUAGUAAAACAUUGUAUGAUUCACGUGCGUAAAUAUGAUUUCCGACUCGUAUUCCUUCAUACACUCGCUUUGCUCGCUUGUGAAUAAAAUUUCACUCGUCGGAAAUCAUACACUUUCCGCACUUGUUGCAUAAAUAGCUAUUUUAUCACUCACUAAUAAAAUAUGAUCUUUUCCUGUUCUGGACAACACUUUUCUACAUAAUCUACGUAUUAUUAAUGUUUACCUGUUAUUCUCUAUUAUUAUUGUACCCUGGACCAAUUUUCUAUCUAUGCACUUAUUAUUUCGUACCACACACAACAUGAAAUAGGUAGCGCCAGAUGUGUUAUAGGCAAGGUUAAUAGAUCACUAGUUAGCAGUAACAUAGUUAACCUUAAGCGUAGUGUGAUAUUCCUAUUGUUUUUUUGUGUCCCACUGUUGGGCAGAUGCCUUCUCUUUCUUCUAUCACUACGGUGUCGUAAAUACCCCGCCAGUCCCUAUAAAGGCUUCAAGGUCCAUCUCUUUUUUGUCGAAUUAAGUACAUUCUGUUUUUGUUUUUUGCUUUUAUGUAAUACGCAUUGUAUGUUAUUUUUUUCUUAGCAAGGUAUAUUUGGUUAUGUACCAGACUGUACGAAGAUUCGGAAAUAUCAGCAUCAAAUCUAUAAGCUCAGCUAGAGAAAGAUCGAAGCGACAUGUUUGUAAAGUUUAAAUUUUAAUUAUAAUUUGAACUGUCAUAGAGUGCAUUUUCUUUAAACUCUCAAUUAUAUUUCGAUACUUUCCUGCAUGAACCUGGACUCUUAUGGCUAUCACAUUAAGGACAACUAUUACUUUGGUUAGUUGCAAGUUUCAAAUAAUAUACACUGUUGCUUUUACGUUUUUGCCUAUAUUCUACGAUUAUGGACAAGUCUUAUGAGAAAAGGUAUGCAUAUAUUUUAGUCUUAUUCUUAUGUACAAUAUAUUUGUAAUACCAAAAGUUUAUUGUUAUAAUAAACCAAGUUCUCAUAAGUAUUUACCUAUAUUCCUUUACCUAGUACCUUCAUAAAUACAGUUAUAUUGUACCUUUAAUACUUUACAUUAUAAACUCUUUAUAGUGUUAAUAUUUACUUAAUUUAAGUAUUGUUUUGUGUUUCUUUUUUCUUGAUUUAUUUUUAUAAUUUCGCUCAAACGUUUGAUUUCAUAUUUCAUUGUGUAAAAUUAAUUAUAGGACUUAGCGUUACUGUGUAUCGUCAAUAGAGGUUAUGUUUUGGCUAAAUUUUAUUAGCCAUGGACACGAUCGUAAAUAUAAGAAGCUUAAUCGUUCACCGCCACACACAACACCAACACUUAUUAUUAUAAGCGUAGGUCGCACGCCAUUUACGACAGCGUGUCGUUAAAAUACACAACGUGGUAAAACGCCUGUCUAUUCAUCAUAAAAAAAAAAACAAAAAAAAAACGUAACGUGUGGUUAACGGGUGGAAUCACAUCUAUCAGUUUAAAGAUUUAAGCAUACAUAGGGACAUACAUCCAUCCAGAUAGCAGGAAGCGACUUUGUUUUAUACUAUGUAGUGAUAAAUCGCUCGUUAGUAUGAAGAUGCGUACGCAUGCUUUCAGCUUCCCGAUGCGUACCUACGUACGUACGUACUCGUAAAAUGUGGCUCAAUGCUGAUAGAUGUGAUUUCGCCCUAAGGCGGUUAUUACACUGUUGCGGGUCCGCACGCCGCUCCGGUGUGUGAGCGAGACAGCGCUAUAUACACAUAUAGCAAUGUCCCGGAUCCGCCUUCAAUGUAAAGACCGAGUUAAUGCUUAAGGUGUAAGCGCGUGGCGCUGAAUGUGUUAAGUCAGAGGUUCCCAAACAGUGCGCCCCGGCGCCCUGGUGCGCCGUGAGGCAAUCUUCCUCACCAUGUUACCUAUUUCGAAUAGCCUAGAUAAGGUAAGGUAAGGCUAGGUAAGGGCGCCGAGAUUAAAUUUUAAACUUGUGAAUGCGCCGCGGACUCAAAAAGAUUGGGAACCUCUGUGUUAAGUGAUAGUUUACAGGAAAAGGGACCUUAUGUGUGCCACAUAACGUCGAAAUUUCAAUAAUAUAAGUUCCCUUUUCCAUCGCAUCACGAAUAUGUAUUAGGGCAAAUUGGUGCUUACUAGUCAAAAUUAUAUUAGCACAUGUUAUCUUAUUUCAGAUCAGUUAAACCUCUGUAACCGACCUACUGCACAGUUCAUCCAGCAACAUAAGUUACGUGUUCAAUGUGUUUAUUUAUAUUAUCUUAUGAUAAUUCUGUGGUUGUUAAGAUAUGUUGAGGCUUGGUACAUGAGAAUACCUUCUAUUCGUCACUUAUGGGAAUUGGUAUAGAAAAAACUCUUCAGUAAGGCUUAGAUUUUUUCCUCAAAAUGUAAAUAAGAAUAUUUUUGAUCAAGCCAACCACCUGACUAUACAUCUCAUUAUAAUUUGAUGUGUUAUUAUUAGUCCGUAGAACUGAGUUCUAAACAAAGCAAAUAAUAUUUGUAUGAACAUCGCACCUCUAUGAAAUGACCGUUUUAUUUCUAUUAUAAAUUUUCCAAUCCCACGCACACAGUCAUCUUCAUGCAAGCCAACUGUACCAUUUCUAUAACCAUGAAGUAUCUUAAUAUGGACGCGAUAAUAUAAUGCGUUUAAUCCCAAAAGCACCCAAAAGUUACCACCUCCGAUCGAAUUCCAACCUUAUAAUAAUAAGCAAGGAGUUCAAGAGAACGAUUGUGUUACGCUCGGUGGCGACUUCUGGGAAUGACCUGUUUGUUUCAUUGUAUUCUAAUCAUAAGCAAGAGACGGCAACAUAACAAUGGAUGUAAAAGCAAUGUUAUGUUAUGUAUAACAUUAUAUUUUUGGAAUAUACUACGAUAGAA